Messenger RNA from Rhodamnia argentea, 1292 nucleotides. Its product is annotated as transcription repressor OFP14. The transcript has a single exon. The coding region runs from base 9 to 935 and encodes 308 amino acids. Gene Ontology annotation, biological process: negative regulation of DNA-templated transcription. The record is from RefSeq and is a predicted model, not a curated record. Lineage: Eukaryota; Viridiplantae; Streptophyta; Magnoliopsida; Myrtales; Myrtaceae.
GAAGAAAAAUGACUAAGAACCUUCAAAGGUCUCUCCAAGAUUACCUUUCCAGAAUCAAGAAGCCUAACGGCAACGGCGCACCUCCGGUUCAACUCCCUCACAAAUCGUCCUUCUCGGCCUCCAGAAGCUGGGUGCUCUCCCGGUGCAAGCACCCGAAGACGCGGUCGUUCGCCAUCGAUCGGGGCAGGAACGGAGUCGGUAGCAGCGACGGCGACGAUGGUGCGGCUACUCUUGACGACGUCGACCGCUUCCUCUUCGAGAAUUUCAAGUCGCUCUAUCUCCGAGACGACGAAGACAACGAUGGAGGAAGAGGAGGAGGAGGAGGAGUCGCUGCCACGUCGCGCGAGAAGGGCAAGGGAAAGGACGGGAAGGAACAUGGCGGGGGCGAGCAGGUUUUGUUCGAGUCGCCGAGGUUCGUCGGCCUGCCGGCGAACCUCUGCGGGUCGAACCGGUUCUUCGUGGCCCCCGGCUCGUCGAGCUCCCUAAUGGAGGAAGCCCGGAGCAGCUUGACCAUGUCGGAGGACGUGGCCUCUAGCUCCGCAUCCACCGCGACCAACGCGACUUCCUCGACCGCCACUACAACCACGACCGACGUCACCACCGAUAGUUCCCGCGAGAACGAGACGAAAGUCCAGCUCCCCGACGAUUGCAUCGCCGUCUUGACGCAUUCCACGAGCCCGUACGAGGAUUUCAAGCGUUCCAUGCAGGAAAUGAUGGAGGCUAGGCUCCAGGGCCAUGCAAAGGUGGAUUGGGACUUCAUGGAGGAGCUCCUGUUCUGCUACCUGAAUCUGAACGAGAAGAAGUCGUACAAGUACAUACUGAGCGCCUUCGUGGAUCUCAUGGUGAUUUUGCGUCGGGAUCGCGGCGGCGGGACUCCGCCGGCGAGGUCGCGGGACAAAGAGGGAAGGAAGAAAAUCAGGAGGAGAGAUGUGUAACGUCGAUCUAGGUCGAGUCGAAUUAAAAUUUUGCGGAGAUGACUUUGGGGGAACCGGCCAUAGGUGUUGAAUUCCACGGCUUCAUCACAUGCGAUGUACUCGUAUGGAGAAGGAUCUUAGGUUAAAAUAUGUGCUUAUUGUCUUGAGCUUUGUCUGUUUCUGGUUUUCGGUAAGAUUUAGGAGAUGGUUGCGAUGAUUUUGUCCGGGGGUUGUUCCCCAUUGCUCUGCCAAAAAUUGCCUUUGCACGUUCCAUAGUGUGUGGAUCUAAUUAAUCCACUAUAUAUUAUAUCCAGACCUUAGUAGCCUUGCAAAGACGGAAAAGGCGUGUCGCAAAAUGUGAUUUAUUUAGAAUGGUAU